Molecule: messenger RNA, 3346 nt
Organism: Cyprinodon variegatus (sheepshead minnow)
Lineage: Eukaryota; Metazoa; Chordata; Actinopteri; Cyprinodontiformes; Cyprinodontidae
Gene: slc32a1
Product: vesicular inhibitory amino acid transporter
Exons: 2
Coding region: 557-2137 (526 amino acids)
Biological process (GO): amino acid transmembrane transport
Cellular component (GO): vacuolar membrane
Molecular function (GO): amino acid transmembrane transporter activity
Source: RefSeq, a predicted model, not a curated record
GCAGACGGAUGAGGACACGUGUCUCGUCCCUGCCUCCUUCCCCGGGCUCCACGGUACCGCAUUGGCAUCAGAAGAGGCACCUAAACUCCUGGGGAAAGCUGCUUGCCACGCUAUACUCCCCCCCAAAAGAAGGAACACGGUGCAAAGAGCCCGCAGGAACCUGUGGCAUACUUUUUUUUCUCUUCUUUCUUUUUUUUUUUGGUCGUGCGUAAAGCGUUUGCGCACAGCGCCUUGGAGACUGGGAAGGUGCGCUGACAUUCGUCAAGCGGCAGAGCGCAGCGCCAGGAUGCAGAAACGGAGCAACGAAGUCUGAAGGUGACAUGAACCUGAGGAUAUCCAAGAGCAUCAGCCGCACACUUAACAAGAAGUGGAGAUAGCAACUGAAAACCGUCGUGUCUUGAAGCCAAAAUUGCGCUUUUCCUUGUGGCUUUAUCUCAUGCUGAGAAUAAGGAGCUGCAGAACACAGUAGCCUACAAUUUUUUCUUUACCAACCUGGAAAAGAGAAACACACUUCUAACUAAUCAGUGGACGGUUUAGCUCUGACAAAGGAGGAAAAAUGGCGACAUUAAUCAGAGGUAAAAUAUCCAAUAAACUGUCCAACGCAGCCACGGCCGUGUCCAACAAAUCCACAGCAAAGGUGAGCGGGAUGUUCGCAAGAAUGGGCUUCCAGGCCGCUACGGACGAGGAAGGUCUUGGCUUUGCUGCCUGCGACGACCUGGAUUAUGAUCACCGCCAAGGUAUGCAGAUGGACAUUCUGUCCUCGGACGAGACCGGAGGGGAAGGUGGCGGAGACGGCGGCGGGCAGGAGGGGGACAGCCACUACCAGAGAGACGGCACCGGUCCACCGCACUCUGCCUCCAAGGACGGGGGCUCGACGAAUGAGUUAUCCGAAGUCAAACCAAAAAUCACCGCCUGGGAAGCAGGCUGGAACGUCACGAACGCAAUCCAGGGGAUGUUUGUUCUGGGCUUGCCCUACGCCAUCCUGCAUGGAGGAUACCUCGGACUUUUUCUCAUUAUUUUCGCCGCCGUGGUGUGCUGCUACACGGGGAAAAUCCUCAUCGCCUGCCUAUACGAGGAGGACGAAGACGGGCAGCUGGUCCGUGUGAGGGACUCCUAUGUUGACAUUGCCAACGCCUGCUGUGCGCCCAGGUUCCCAACGCUGGGCGGUCACGUCGUGAAUGUAGCUCAAAUCAUAGAGCUGGUUAUGACUUGCAUCCUGUACGUAGUGGUCAGCGGGAAUCUCAUGUACAACAGCUUCCCCAACAUGCCCAUCUCCCAGAAAUCGUGGGCCAUCAUCGCCACCGCCGCUCUGCUUCCCUGCGCAUUCCUCAAGAAUCUGAAAGCCGUCUCCAAGUUCAGUUUGCUGUGCACAAUGGCUCACUUCGUCAUCAAUGUCCUGGUGAUAGCCUACUGCCUAUCCAGGGCGAGGGACUGGGCCUGGGACAAGGUCAAGUUUUACAUCGAUGUCAAGAAAUUCCCCAUCUCCAUUGGGAUUAUCGUGUUCAGCUACACCUCGCAGAUCUUCCUGCCGUCCCUGGAGGGGAACAUGCAGAAACCAAGCGAGUUCCACUGCAUGAUGAAAUGGACUCACAUCGCUGCCUGCAUCCUCAAGGGCCUGUUCGCCCUGGUGGCUUACCUGACCUGGGCCGACGAAACCAAGGAGGUGAUUACAGACAACCUUCCGCCGACUAUCCGAGCAGUGGUCAACAUCUUUCUGGUGGCCAAAGCUUUGCUGUCUUACCCGCUGCCGUUUUUCGCCGCCGUGGAGGUGUUGGAGAAAAGCUUCUUCCAGGAAGGAAGCCGCGCCUUCUUUCCGGACUGCUACGGAGGCGAUGGACGCCUAAAGUCCUGGGGACUGACCCUCCGAUGUAUACUUGUGGUGUUCACCUUGCUCAUGGCGAUCUAUGUGCCGCACUUCGCCCUGCUCAUGGGCCUCACCGGCAGCCUGACAGGCGCCGGGCUCUGCUUUUUGCUCCCAAGCAUCUUCCACCUCAAGCUCUUAUGGAGAAAGCUUCAAUGGCACCAGGUGUUCUUUGACGUCUCCAUCUUUGUAAUAGGAGGUAUAUGCAGUAUAUCCGGUUUCAUCCACUCCAUGGAGGGGCUCAUAGAGGCUUACAAAUAUAACAUAGAAGACUAGAGGCGAGCGAUCAUUGGAAGCACAGAUGCAUCUCAGUAAAUUUGAAUAUCAUCACAAAGUAAAUGCAUUUUACUAACUCAGUUAACGCGAUAAAAUAUAUGUUACAUGGAGUGCGAUAUCUACUUAAAGCCUUUAUUUAAGUCAUUUUGAUGAUUUACCUACAGCUAAUAAAAAUCCAAAUUCUGUAUUUUUUUGAGAAAUUAUAUAUUACAGAAGGCCAUAAAAAGGUUUUAAAUAUAGAAACUAAUGUUAUACCAUACAAUGCCCUACAAAGCCAUUAAGAGGAAUGCAGACUGAGAGCUGUUAGUCAGACAUAAGUCAGUGACACCUUCAAGAAUUGGCAAGAACAGGAGCUUGUUAGAAGGAAUAUUCAAGGGUUUCUGUUUAAAACCAUUUACAUAGACAUUUGAAUAGAGGGAAAAAUUAUUAAGAAGAAAGGAAUUAAUGUUUCCUGAACAUUUUUGACUCUCAUUUACUGGACAAUUCAGAUAUGUAGUAGUAGUAUAGACUUUGUCAAAUUUUAGCUUAGGCAAAUAACUGGAUUUAUGACCCAAAGUUAUCUUUGCAGAAAACAAAAGCUUACAUCAGAAAUAAGUCUAACUCCAUUACUGACUUUUAAAAGAUUUAAAUCUAAAUUGCUUGAAGCCUAGUGCUAAGUUUCCACCUCCAGAGGUCUUUAUCAGAGGGGCCAAAUCAUCAGCUAGUGUUGGUCCAUUGUGUUUUAUCUAGUCCAAAGUCAAACCAGACAUCUACCAAGAAAGUUUGGAGUAUUUCAUGCAUUUCUCCUCUAACAACCCUCCGAUGCUGAUGCAGCUUCCUUCGCCACACUGCUCUGGACACAACCCAUAAAGUACACAUCCCAACUUUAACGACCAUGGCAUCUCUGUACUUGGUUGCUCAGCAAACUCUCCUGACCUGAGCCCAUUUGGGAAUACCUCUAUAUUAAGAUUUUUUUUUUUCUUUUGAACUGGUCCUAUGUAUUUUUUUUUCUCAAAAACUAAAAUGGGAUUUUUAUUACCUGUAAGCUUUAAUCAUCAAAAUCAGCACAAUAAAUCGCUGGAAAUAGCUAUAUCACACUGCAUGUAAUGAAUGUACACGUUUCACCUUGAAACUGAUUUGGUAAAAUAAAUGAGCUUUUCGAUUAUAUUUUACUCCAUGAAGACGCGCCUGUAAGCGUGAACUACAAAUACCCAUUUAGUGAGAAAACAU